Messenger RNA from Cricetulus griseus (Chinese hamster), 333 nucleotides. The record is from RefSeq and is a predicted model, not a curated record. NCBI's taxonomy places the organism in Eukaryota, Metazoa, Chordata, Mammalia, Rodentia, Cricetidae.
AUGGCAAGCCCAACCACCAUCGUAGCCAGCCUUCUACUCCUGGUAGCUUGCAUGUGCUACAUCUGCCCUACAGACUCUGUGACCAUUCCCUUUUCUUGCUGUAUGUCCUUUAUUGCCAAGGAAAUUCCAGAAAACCGAGUGGUUAGCUACCAGUUAGCCAACGGCAGCGUCUGCCCCAAGGCAGGAGUAAUCUUCAUCACCAAGAGGGGCCAUAAAUUCUGUGGUGACCCCAAGUCCGUCCUGGAUGCCAAGAGAAAGCAGCCUUCCGCAGGUGCCAAGGCACUGGGCAAGUUUUCCAUCCAGAGACACCAUGGCAACAGCACUGGGGUUUAA